This is a messenger RNA of Thamnophis elegans (Western terrestrial garter snake), 1842 nucleotides long. It is a transcript of the gene TEDC2, whose product is annotated as tubulin epsilon and delta complex 2. Bases 117 to 1685 code for a protein of 522 amino acids. Lineage: Eukaryota; Metazoa; Chordata; Lepidosauria; Squamata; Natricidae. The transcript has 10 exons. The record is from RefSeq and is a predicted model, not a curated record.
UCUGUGGCUCUCUCUCCUUUUGCUGGGGAACCGAAGUGAGUUCGCCGCUUUGCGCGAAACGGGGCGCUUUGCGCGGUUCGCAAUUGCUUCUUUGUAGCCUUUCCACCGCCUUCUUCAUGCUGCCCGCUGAUUGUGCCCAGAGGUUGAUUUCCCUCUUCACCCAAGCCUUGGAAGAUUGCACAGAGCAGAGGGCAAAACUCCAGCAGAAAAUUCAACAGGGCCGUGCAGUUCUUGGGGACUGGAACUCUGAGAGAGAAGAUCUUGUUACUGAAGACGCCAAAACUGAGAAACAUGAAACAACCGAACCUUCAGCGGAGGAGAUUAAGGACCUGGAAAUGCUUAACAAAGCUUUGGAGAAAGCAUUACGAGUCCGGUCCAAAUUCCACCAAGUGCCAUGUGAGACCACCAAAGUCUCCGGAACUUCAAAUAAGAAGCCGGCGAGCCAGGCUGCUUCGGAACCACCUGCGUGUCACCCUAAGGACAAGGUCCCCAGGAUCCCCCAGAUGCCUCCUGCGAGUAGAAAGCCGGUGGCAUCCAGACAGCCCACAGCCUAUAUGUUGAAGGCUCCUUACAAAACUGAUGCGGUGGUGAAAAGGCCACCCGUGAAAAUACCAGCCGGACGGAGCUCCAGAACCUCCAAAACAGCUGGGAAGAAGUUGUCGCCAGCGGGGGUUGCCUCUCCAAAGUGCGCAAAGACAGGCAAGGACAGUCCCAAAAAGGUCCAUGUUGCUGCAGAAUCCGGCUUGCGCUUGGGCUCACCCAAAGGUCCAUAUCGCACAACGACGCCACCUUGGUUUGCUGAGGGAGGGGACUCUGCAGGAAGAGGUCCUCAAGUCCCCGAGGUCAAUCCAGAUCUGGAACCUUCAGGUGGGACGUGUCCUUCAGGAACAGACCCACUGAGACAAGGAACAAAACCACCAACCUGCACUCUUCAACAAAAUGGGUCUUCGCUAAAACUGCCCCUUCCGUAUCAGAAAGCUUUCUCCAAGUAUUCCAGGUUGUUGGAGAAAUGCCGGGAUUUGAAAACAGUCCCCGAGGCAGCUGUCACCAAGAGCCAGUUUUUAGAGAAGCUGCAAGCAACUUUCUUCUCUCCUACGCCAGCCUUCACCCCAGCGGAGGUGAAGCAGGAGUUGGUGCACCUACGUGACCUUCACUUGCUCAUCACUCAGCACAUGGAAGCUGAAAGCCCAGAGGCACUUGGAGAAAACCCAACCUGGGUCAGAGAGUACGAAAGCCUUGUGACUUUGCAGGCCCUACAAGAGAUAGUAGAGCAGCAUCUCGGCAAACUGGACCAGAUGCGAGAAGCCCUGGUGUCUCAUGCAGAGUUUGCCUCGCUCUGCAUGAAUGGCAAGGAGGACAAUGACCGUGAUUCUUUGGGCUUCUGCCACGCUUCCCUUGGAGAGCAAACCUGCUCGGAUCCGGAUUUACUGGGGCCUCCCCGACUUCUUUUUUACUCCAGCUUGGAUGAGCUGAAAGAGAUGGAGGCUUUAAAACUGCAGGUGGCGAUGCUGGACCAGAAACUUCAGAUCCAGACGGCUAUGGAAAUGGAACUCCUUCCUCUUCUAGAACACGACCGCUUUCCGGAGAGUUCUAAAGCUUCGGCGAUCCGUGCUGUGUAUUCCUUGUUGUGUGAAAGCGGAGAGCACGUUCCUGUUCUGGUGAAGGAUGAAGAGCUAUCCAGCUGAGCUGAUGUGAAAAUGGAUGACCAGCAGCCAUGCCUAGGAAGCUGUUCGCUUUUGGCCUCCAUCCUUAAAAUUCCAGCCCUUUCAUGGCAGGUGAUGGUCAGGGGCAGGUCCCUCAGCCUCUUCACCUGCGUGCACUUGUCCAGCAAAUAAAACAGAU